AUGUCACGCUGGUAAACAACAUGGAGUUAAAAGUUCGUGUUUGCAAUCCGUCGGUCUUGUUGUCACAAGUUCAGAAAGGCAAUCUCUCGAGGAUUCUGCCUUCCAGUUACAACUACUGUAUUUGUGAAUACAGAGACACAGAUACAAGCAGAGAUGCUUUCCUUGCAACAUUGGGAGUAAAUAUCAAAACAAAACCUGAUGCAAGCAAAUGGUUGCAGCAGUUUCAAAAGAAGUCUAUGACGACGAUGCGAGUGAGCAGAACUUGGCCACAGUCGGGCCCUGUAAAUAUCUUUAAGAAGCGAUUCAGAUGUCACCACAACACAAGGGCAGCUAUAACAACAAAUCAAAAGCUCUCCAGCAAGAACACAAGAUGUCAAGCUUUCAUCAAUAUUACUGUGCAGAAAAUUGGGGUAAGAACCCGAAGGAAGAAUGCCUCACAUUGUCUGGAAUUUCCAACAAGGUUAAGGAUGGGAUUUGACCACAAUCAUGCCUUAGAAAGUGCAGAUGUCCUACGUCAUCGUGAUGUAUGUAAAGCUACAAAGCAUAAAUUCAACAAGUUGUUCAAAGCUGGGCAUAGUCCAUCAUCUGCUCUAGAAAUUCAUAAAUAUGACAUGCAGUGUCUGUAUAGAGAUAACUACCUGCAAAUGGCCUUAGCUGACCGUGCUGUUAUCCCAGAUGUCCAAUGGUGUUACAGGUUAUACUACAAGACUGUGAGUACUGUACAGAGACGUAAAGGAGCUGAGGAAUUGAUAUCCGACUUGCAGGCUUCUGUCAACAAGUAUAAUGCCAAGGUUCAACAACCAAUCAUCACUAUCAAGGUCACUGCUGAUAACAACACUGCCGUAGCCAUGUCAUCUCUAUUGAUGCAAAGGGUUUCUGCUGAGUUUAAACAAAGUGGGGAAAUGGUGUUUGUCAAUUCAAUGCCAGUGGAUCGAAAAAACGUUCACGUGUUUAAUUUUAUGACUCCAACCAAUAUAGGAGGUCUUCCUGUUGGUUGCCUGAUCACCACAAACAAAUCACCAGACACAAUGUCACAGGCAUUAUCUUUGUAUAAGUCGUUGUUAACAAAGGAAGCAUUUAACGGGCAAGGUAAUAAAGGGCCACGUAUCUUCAUUAUUGAUGACAGUGAGUCUCAGAAGAGUGCUGUUCAAAAGGUCUUUCCUGAUUCCCAAGUUAUUCUAUGUGCAUUCAGUAUGCUGAAAACAAUGUGGGGAUGGUUAUGGGGUACCAAGACAAAGCAUGGAAUACCAGCUGCUGAUAGGCCACAUCUCUUUGCGCUGGUUAAAGCUAUGCUUUGUGCAGAAUCACCAGGGAUGUUGGAAAUGUUUUAUCAGCGAGCACAUGAAGACAACAUUGCAAGAAAAUUCCCAAAGUUCACAGAAUACUUGGCAAGAGUUUUUGAGAAGCGCAACACUUGGGCACUUUGCCUCAUGUUUUCCAUGCCUUUUGACCAAAGCAACACACAUCAAGUUUUUAAGGCAGCGAUGCAAGUAACCAAGGAUAAGCUUGUCAUGCCUUUAAAGGCAUUCAAUGUGGUGCAGUUAGUUGACUUCCUUGUCACUAGAACAGAUCCAUUCUAUCGGAUGAAGCUCACUGAUGCUGUUAACAAUAAAGCAGACUGUCUUCCAGGUUUGCAAGGGGAGCAGAAUGUUAGCUCAGAUGGUAUUGUCCAGUUAACAGCUACAGAAUAUGAGGUACCAGGUGAGAAACAGGAUGAUACGUACACUGUUAAUAUGGAAUUGCUCAUGUGUACAUGUUCCAUUGGACACAGUGGUUACCCCUGUAUACAUCAGGGUGCUGUUGUUAAGAUGCUUAAUCUACCCACUGUGAACUUUAUUUCACUCGACAACCAAGUACAAGAAAAGCUUCAUUACAUUGCUACUGGUCAAAAGAGACAGUUGUCAUUAGUUGAGCCAAGUAAGCCAAGAAAGGAGCCUCCUUCUGAACUAUUAACAUCUAUUGCACCACAGGGUACCAGACGAGAUACACACAUUGCUACUGGUCAUAAGAGACAGUUGUCAUUAGUUGAGCCAAGUAAGCCAAGAAAGGAGCCUCCUUCUGAACUAUUAACAUCUAUUGCACCACAGGGUACCAGACGAGAUACACACAUUGCUACUGGUCAUAAGAGACAGUUGUCAUUAGUUGAGCCAAGUCAGCCAAGAAAGAAGCCUCCUUCUGAACCAGUAACAUCUAUUGCACCUCAGGGUACCAGACGAGAUACACACAUUGCUACUGGUCAUAAGAGACAGUUGUCAUUAGUUGAGCCAAGUCAGCCAAGAAAGGAGCGUCCAUCUGAUCCAGUAACAUCUAUUGCACCACAGGGUACCAGACAAGAUCAAGAAACUGCUGUAGAUGCUACUUCUAUUGUUAAUGUGAGAAAUAAAACAGAGACAUUGGCUGAUAAUACAGCUGACAUAGAACUUGAGAAAUUUUCAAAUAUGUUGGAUAAUUUGAAAGAAGUUAUCUCACAUAAGGUGCAAACAGGUGAUGCAGCAAUGUAUCGACAGGCAGUGAGAGCUUUUACACAAAACUAUGAAUCCUUGACAACAGACUCACUGUUAAUAUCAGCCAUGUUCAAUUUUGGCAAAGUUUGACAAUAUAAGGCAUUUCAUAAAUUUGUUAAAUAGGAUUCACUUUUAAGAUCUUACAGAAUAAAUUAUUGUUGAGAAUGUCACAAUGAAACCAUAGAAUCGUCAUCAUCAUGGCCUAUCCAGUCAUAAAGGACGAUGAGCUUGUCGUCUGUCACAGUCAUCAAUGUAGCCGAGAGAGCAGAUUGCGUACCCAGAGGGAAUUGCAGAAUGACUGGAGGAGCAAUUCUAAGCAACAAUCUCCAAGGUGGCAACCAUGUGGCAACUGGGACGUUGAAAGCAGGACAUCUUUGAAGUGCAGCCUGGGUCGUUUAUGUAGACGUCGGGCAUCAGCCAGUUCAAUUAAGAAGAUGUCCUUCCGGGAGGCAGCCGGUUUCAGUCUGCAGACAUGAAAAGUCCAGCGAAGGCAGCGCACUCUCAGCAUGGUGAACAUAUCAGUUAUACUAUAGUGAGUUUAAGGAUGGAGGUGUUCGGGAACCAAUCAAACCAGGAGAUGCCAAGUAUGGAGCGAAGGCAACAAAAGUAGGGUGGGUUCAGGCGACUUUCCUUGCGACUGUAUGUGGGCCAAGACACACUGCAAUAAAGUUAAUCUCAAAUAUCAUAGAUUCCCUUGAAUUAAUUGAUCUUUGCAGAGUUGAUUAUUUUAAGUGUCUAUUAUCAUCUUUGGGGUAAUACUGACUCGUCAGAUAUUGUUCCUGGUUAUAAAACAGAUCACUCUAUGGUCACUUUGACUCUUUCCAACGAUAACAAAAGGGGCAGAGGUUUUUGGAAAUUCAAUUCUUUAUUUUUGUUUGUAAAAACAAAAACGCCGUCAAGUACAUUACAAAAGUCAACACCUCAGAUAACCCUAGUAUUCUCUGGGAAAUUAAUAAAAGCGAGAUUAGGGGUGAUACAGUCGAGUAUGCGAGGUGUUGAAUUCCCCGAGAUGUAAGCAGAGGCAGCUAGAGAAGAUUUUUGAAAGCAGGGCUAGGAGGGCUAUUGAGGUACAGGGCAUGUUGGAUUGAGGUUGGUGAAAAGAAAAGCGUUUUCCUAGUUUAGAAAAACAGAAUUUUAAGAUUAAAUCCUUUUCCAAACUUGGGUGUGAGAACAAGGAUGUCAUCACAGAUCAGGCUGAAAUUUUGAAGCAGGGGCUCAAUUUUUAUUCAAAAUUAUAUCAUUCUAAUUCUACAGAGCAGGAUCAAUUCGACGUGUUUCGUCCCAACAGUGUUGACAACAAAUUAUCCGAAGAUGACAAUUUGUUUUGCUUUUUCUGUGAUUUGUUGUCUUUGUAUGCAUAUGGGAUAAAAUAUAAAUAGAAAAAUACAUCUAAAAGUAUAAACAAAAUAUGUUGAGACCUGAACUUUUGUGUACUUUCAGUGGGGAAAUGCUUGUGAUUAAUAUAAGCCCAUUUUUAAAGGCCUAGUAUUCACCAACAGAGUAAGGGUUUGGGAGUCGUGACACUUGUGUCCCUGAGCAAGUCACUUAUAUGUAACUAUAAUUGAUCUCGCCACCCAGAGGAAAACGGGUACCAGUUAGGGCAGAGAUGGUUCUUGUGGUUGACUUAGCCGAGUAGCGCAUUGUUGCACAGGGCUCCCUUGGGAGCUGAGACGGUUUAAGGAAUGAUUUAAGGCCCAGUGACCAGGGGUAAUAAUGUGUUGCGCUAGGGAACGCCCUUCGGGUGUGAAAAGUGCUUUAUAAAACUACCUAAUAUGAUAAGUAUAAUCUGUUGAUUAUUGGAUGGGUAUGAAAGGAAUGGAUGAAUGAAUGCACCUGCAUUUAAUUGUUCUUUACAGAAAGAACAGAAGAAACCCUUACAGCAUUGUACAGCCUUAGCCGAGCCAAAACAUGGCUUCUAGCAUUUUAUAAAGGCAUUGUAUUUUUUCAUGAAUUUCCUUACUAUUUUUCUCACUAGCCAAUAAGACCUUCAAGCUUGUCACAUCAAUCGCACACUAGAAUUUUCACUCGUCCAUUUCCAGCAUGACUUAAAAUUCCCCUUUUUGGCGAGCUGUGAAGCAAGUGCAGGGCUAUGCAAUACCAAUUUCCGUACGGCGUUAGAGUUAAUUAUUUUAUGUACAAGCCCAAAUGAGAUUGUUAUGUAUAAUUGCCAGUCAUUUUCUGUAAUCUUUAGCUAUGUUAUGUUCUCCAGUAAUGUUGAAGAUUUUGGAAUAGAAGAAAUGUUAAGUUUUUUGAAUAAAAAAUGUUAACUUU
Messenger RNA from Asterias rubens (European starfish), 4775 nucleotides. RefSeq lists its product as uncharacterized. Bases 21 to 2594 code for a protein of 857 amino acids. Gene Ontology annotation, molecular function: zinc ion binding. Lineage: Eukaryota; Metazoa; Echinodermata; Asteroidea; Forcipulatida; Asteriidae. The transcript is spliced from 5 exons. The record is from RefSeq and is a predicted model, not a curated record.